AUGGCGCGUGGCAACCAGCGUGACAAGGCUAGGGAGAAGAACCUCAAGGAGCAGGCCGGAAAGAAAUCCAAGAAUACGCAAUCCGGUACCGAGUUUGCCCGCACCAAGGAGAACGUUGCGGCCAUCAUGCGCGCUAAGCAGGCUGCUGGUAAGUCG
Bipolaris oryzae ATCC 44560 is the source of this 156-nucleotide messenger RNA. RefSeq lists its product as uncharacterized. The annotation marks the transcript as partial. Lineage: Eukaryota; Fungi; Ascomycota; Dothideomycetes; Pleosporales; Pleosporaceae. The record is from RefSeq and is a predicted model, not a curated record. The transcript is spliced from 3 exons.